Molecule: messenger RNA, 3657 nt
Organism: Aspergillus aculeatinus CBS 121060
Lineage: Eukaryota; Fungi; Ascomycota; Eurotiomycetes; Eurotiales; Aspergillaceae
Exons: 8
Coding region: 1-3657 (1218 amino acids)
Cellular component (GO): nucleolus; small-subunit processome
Molecular function (GO): small ribosomal subunit rRNA binding
Source: RefSeq, a predicted model, not a curated record
AUGAAGGGCGCCCACAGAGCCGCUUCGCAACUAUGGGCAUCGACCAGGCGCAAACUAUUCCCGCGUGGUGAUGAUGAUGAAUCUCACUUUCUGAAACUCGAUCCUCACUGUCAUACCUAUCAGGAAUCCGUUGAUUCGACCCUGUUCGGCGACCAGCAGGAUGGCUUCUAUAAGUACUCUCGGGAUUUGCUACAGACAAGCGGGGAGGAAAACUACAGAAGAUUGGCGGAAGAGAUGGGGUUGCGCUCGUCGGGCAGUACUGCGGUAUCCUACGCAUCAGCUCAAAUGGUUCCGAUCGAACGUCCCGCCCUUCCCUACGCAAUUGGGUCUCCUGACUGGAGUCUGGUCAAUGGCUUGGUUAGAUACAUGGAUCCAUCUGGUAAUGAGGAUCUUACAGACUGGAUCGAAAGUGUGAUGAAGGUCUACAAGAAAGUCUACGCCAUUGCCAAAUUUGUCGUCGUAGUGUUCUACUUCUACAACGUUGACUUGGACGAUAAUGAAGGCCUGUUAGCACAUAUCCGGAAGGCAGAGGAGCUCGCGACGUCCAACAGUAUCAAAGAUCUGGUCAGAGCUGUGGAGACUCUGUAUUACUCCUUGUACGCCAAGCUGAUCAUGGAAAUCGCGAACGCCGAGCUAUGCUCUUACUUUCACCUUGGGAUCCCCCGCGUCACGACCAAGGAUGAUUUUAUGCUUCCCGAGCAGCAUAGCACAAUGAAGAUGUUGCUGGUCUGUAAGGAAUCCCUAGACAGUCCAUCCGUGUGCCUGAUUUUCAGCAAGGACAUCUUGCGUCAACACCAAGCUGGGCUUGUCCGUCGAGCGGUGAAUACGCUGAGGGCGACUGGGUUCUCGCUUGAUGACCUCGUCGGAUACCGUCGGUCCACCCUGGCCUUGCUGGCAAAUCCAGAAUCGGAGUUCCGCCAGAAAUGGGACGGCCCGGGCCUCACAUAUCAGAUGCCCCCUAGAGAGGUUCUCAUUGUUGGGUCAGAGAAGUAUCUGUCAUUCGCCCCUAGGGACGCAAUUCGCACCAAGGUCCCGCAACUACGCCUGCGUUUCGUGGAAGAAAAAUCGGUAGACUCAGCGGCGUGGGAACGUGAGACUAUCCUCGGGCACCGUCAGGCAGUACUAGCCAUACUGGAAAGCAGAGUUAUCGGUGAAAUUCGACGUACGGAUGAGCGACGUGGUCUGAUCGAUUAUGCUCGCGAGAGAAGAUGUACCUGUAGAUCACCCUGCAGCUGUGCGAUGGCCUGUACCAUGAACCCCGAGCGUGUUUGUCCUUGUGCCGGAUGGAACUUGACCGUCAUGACAUUAGAGAAUCGCCGGAACUUUCCACACUUGAAGCUCGGUUCGCGGUGUAACAUCCUCGCCAGGAGCAUCUUCGAGGCAGUAUCGACCAUCCGGGACGAUAAAGACCUCUGCUAUCUCGCAGUUGAGAUGAAAGCGGGCAUGGUGCCCAAGUCGCUUGCUAGCUCGAUUGUGUGCUCCUCUUCCUCCUCCUCUUCCUCCUCCUCCAUCAUCAUCCCCUCAUCUCCCUCGUCAGCCUUUAGACGCAGCCCACUGUGGAGCGCGCACUGCAGGGUCUCCCCAACAUCCGCAGUGCCGGUGCGGCGAUAUCGAGCCGUUUGGCCAUCCUACGGCAUCACCACGCCGGUUCCAGAUCUUAACCCACAUUUCCCCAUCUCGCAAUCUCCGUAUUGCUUCCAGACGGGCUAUGCCCUUUGCGCCAAACGCGCGCCGCGGCCGUUCCCCCCACCGUUCCUCUCUCCCCCGUCAUCUUCCUUUUCCGACCCCCUGACCACCCACUACCUCAGUCAGGAUAAGAGAUUAUCCGUUCGGGGUGAUCUAGUCCGGGGCUUGAACAAUGGGGACGAUGCCGUUCUAGUCGCCGACAAUUAUCUGGCUGUUAAUGAUGGGGUAGGAGCGUGGGCAACCAAGCCCCAGGGCCAUGCAGCUCUCUGGGCCAGACUGCUCCUUCACUUCUGGGCGCUGGAGGUUGAGCGCGUUUCCAACACGAGUACGCAACUCGACCCCAUCGGCUACCUGCAACGGGCCUACGAGGAAACCAUCCAAGCGACCAGCUCCCCGGGCCAAUGGCUGGGCACGACCACUUCAGUCACCGCCCUGUUACAUUGCACGCGCGAUCAUGCAGGGAACACGAACCCGCUGCUGUAUGUGACCUGUCUCGGCGACUGUAAGAUCUAUGUCAUCCGGCCCCGCGAUAAAACGAUGCUCUUCCGCACCCAGGAGCAAUGGCACUGGUUUGACUGUCCGAUGCAGCUGGGCACGAACAGCGUCGACACGCCGAAGAAGGACGCGGUGCUCAGCAAGAUCGACGUGCAGGAGGGCGACAUCGUGCUCGCGGUCUCGGAUGGCGUCGUGGACAAUCUCUGGGAGCAUGAGAUCCUGACGGUCGUUCUUGAGAGCCUCGACAAGUGGCACCAAGGGCGCUAUGACAACAAGGAAAUCGAGUGGGCGCCGCCGGAGGUGCUGGCCCACGAGCAGAUGGUCUAUGUCGCUAGGGAAUUGCUGCGGGCUACGUUGGAGAUUGCGCAGGAUCCCUUCGCGGAGAGUCCAUAUAUGGAGAAGGCAAUCGACGAGGGUCUGGCCAUUCAAGGUGGUAAGGCCAAACGCUCCAAGAAGUACCGGAAGCUGAUGCACCAGUAUGAGCUCACAUUCGGAUUCCGUGAACCGUACCAAGUUCUGGUGGAUUCGAAUUUCCUGCGCGCAGUGCACAGUUUCAAGAUGGAGUUGAUCCCGGCGCUGGAGCGCACCGUGCAAGGGAAGGUGAAGCCGCUCCUCACGAAAUGCUCCCUCGCCGCUAUCAUGGCCAACCAACCCCUCCACCCCCGCACCAACAACCCGAUGCGUCCCCAUUUCCUGCCCCCGCCGACGGAAGUGCCCCUCCGGCACUGCUCGCACAACGAGGACUCGACCCCGAUCGACGAGGUCGAGUGUCUCCUGUCGCUGCUGUCGCCGACCACGGCGGUGAAGAAGAACAAGGAGCACUACAUUCUCGCGACGGCGGACGCGCCGGCCGCGGCGGAGAAGGAGAAGGAGCGGGCGGCGAUCGCGGCGGGCAAGAAGCGCAAGCGCGGCACGGACCGCGAGGCCGAGACCGCGAUCCAGAAGUCCCGGGAGCUGCGCCAGGGCGCGCGCGCCAUCCCCGGCGUGCCGAUCGUGUAUGUCAAGCGCUCGGUCAUGGUUCUGGAGCCCAUGAGCGGCCCCUCGGAGGAUAUCCGCGACGGCGUCGAGCAAGGGAAGUUCCGGGCGGGAUUGACUGAGGAGGCGCGGAAGAAGGCCGAGGCUAAGGCGGCGGCGGCGGCCUCGGGAGAUACCAAGAACAGCAGUAGCAGCAGCAAGAAGCCGGGGAUGAAGAAAGCCAAGGGGCCCAAUCCGUUGAGUAUGAAGAAGCCGAAGAAACGGACUGCCGAGGGUGGUGCGACGGCGGCGGCGCCGCCUCGGCCCAAGCGGAAGGACGCUGACGCUGAUGGGGCCGAGGGGGGCGUUGCGGCGGAGGAAGGAGUCGAUGGUGAUGCUGCUGCGCCCAAGGCGAAGCGCAGACGUCGUCAUCACAACAAGGGUGCUAAACAGGAGGAUGGCAAUGAAGCUGGCGAGUCCGUUGCUGCGGCUCCGGCUGCGGGCGAUGCCAUGGAGGAAUAA